GGCCUUGCGAGCUUUCAAUGGAAAAACCUCGGACGCACUUUUGCUCUUGGUUCCUGAGACUUGAUUGCUGUCUGAGCCAAUGACGGUAUGCCUCCGCAGGCCCAGAUGCUCCACACCUUGGAGAAACUGCUCUUUGGAUGACCGGAGUUACGGUUGUAGCGUCCGUCAGAUGAUACAUGAUGGACGCCAGCGCGAUGGCUGUGGGUACGACGGUUAUGCGGUACUCGACUCUUAAGAAGCCUGAGAUCCGUUCGUUCACUCUGAAAUUUAUGAUCAUAUCUUGAUACCCCCAUUCUUGUCUUCGUUACGUAGGACUUGGUUGUGCCGCCUGUAUUGCUAGCGAUUGUUUCUGCCUGCACUCAGUAUAUCAAGAUGGGAUCGGCAGUCAUCGAGACCAACAUCGACGGGAUCCUCCAGACACUUACUCUGGAGGAGAAGGUCUCCCUUCUCGCCGGAAAGGAUUUCUGGGAGACAGUCCCCAUUCCCGGAAAGAAUGUCCCCGCAAUCAAGACUUCUGAUGGACCAAACGGUGCACGUGGCGCUGUUUUCUCUGGUGGCACACGCGCUGCUUGCUUCCCUGCGGCAGUUUGUGCUGCUUCGACAUGGAACCCCACGCUAUCCAAGCGCUUCGGAAACGCCCUAGCCGAAGAGGCCUUAACCAAAGGUGCCCGUGUCUUGCUCGGCCCUACCAUGUGCAACCAUAGGCAUCCUCUUGGAGGCCGUAACUUCGAGAGUUUCUCCGAAGACCCGUUCCUGGCUGGAAAGCUCGCUGCGCAGGUCGUCACUGGACUGCAGGAGAAGGGAGUUGCUGCCACCAUUAAGCAUUUCGCUGCCAAUGAGCAGGAGACCGACCGUCUGAAGGUCGAUGAGAUCGUGCCUGAGCGUGCCCUGCGAGAGAUCUACAUGAAGCCCUUUGAGAUUGCCAUACGUGAAGCCAAUCCCUGGGCCGUCAUGACCGCUUACAACCUGGUAAACGGUACUCACGCAGACGCUCACAAGUACAUGCUUGAGCACGUUCUCCGGGGCGAAUGGGGAUGGAAUGGUCUGGUCAUGAGCGACUGGGGAGGUACCAACUCGACCGCUGAUGCUUUGAAUGCUGGUCUGGACCUUGAAAUGCCAGGUCCCACGCGAUUCAGGACUGCCGAAGCUGUCGUCGAGGCUGUCAAGAAGGGCACCGUGUCCGAGGCUACCAUCAACGCCCGGGCAAAGAAUGUCCUUGAGCUCAUUAAGAAGGUGGGCGGAUUCGAGAACCCUGAGAUCCCUCCUGAGAGGUCAGUCGAUGACCCUGCCCACCGUGCUCUUAUCAGGGAGACGGCCGGCGAGGGUCUCGUCCUUCUGAAGAACGACAACGUACUUCCUUUGACCAAGGAGAAUGCCAAGGGCAAGAAGAUUGCUUUGCUCGGAUUGGCCAAGGAGGCUCUCAUUCACGGUGGUGGAAGCGCUUCAUUGCACUCUCACUACAGGAUCACUCCCGAGGAGGGUCUGCGCAACGCCUACGGCGAUGACGUAGAGUUCAAAUACGCAAAGGGUGCCCAUACCUACAGGCAGAUCCCGCCUUUGUCCGAUAACUGCACCGGAGUCGAUGGCAAGGCCGGUUGGACCGCUGAGUUCUUUGAGCAGGGAAGCACUGGCAAGCCGUUGGAGACCAGGAAUGGUCUCAAGGAUGCAUCAUUUAUGCCUCUGCUCGACGCCAGCGCCAAAUCGAAGGAUCUCAAGUUCACUGCAACAUUCGUCCCCCAGCAAUCCGGUGCUCACUAUCUUUCUUGCUCUGGAAUUGGCCCUACAAAGGUCACCAUCAAUGGAGAACAGGUUUUUGAACAGACGGAAAACUCCCCUGAUGCUAUGGCCUUCCUCUUCGGCGGCAACCCGGAGAAGGAGUUCACAUACUCUUUCGAGAAGGGUCAAUCUUACAAGGUCCAGGUGUUCUCUGCGCCUCCUGCUUCGGAGGGCGACGAUGCCAUGGAGGGCAUCUUGGACGGUUUCCCUGGCUUCCGACUCGGAUUCAUGGAUCAACAAGAGCACGACGAGGACCUAUUGACUCCAGCCGUAGACCUCGCAAAGGAGUGCGACUAUGCGAUUGUCUUCACAGGUCACACACCAGUCUGGGAAACCGAGGGACAGGAUCAGUUCAGUUUCAGUCUGCCCAAGGACGGUUCACAAGAUAAGCUAGUCUCGGCUGUUGCCAAGGUGAACUCCAAGACCAUCGUGGUGAACUCCACUGGUGUUGCUGUUGCUAUGCCCUGGUUGUCUGAGGUCGGCGCUCUCGUCCAAGCGUGGUUCCCCGGACAGGAGGCAGGCAAUGCAAUUGCAGAUGUGAUCUCCGGCACCAUCAACCCAUCUGGCAGACUUCCCGUCUCCUUCCCUAAGCGUAUCGAAGAUGCGCCAGCACACGGAAACUUCCCAGGCACGAGGAAGGAUGGCCAGCUCACCGUCCGAUACGAGGAGGGCGUCUUUGUUGGAUACCGCCACUACGAUCGCGUAUCUCAGGACAAGGUCCAGUUCCCCUUCGGAUUUGGACUGUCUUACACUACGUUCAGCUUGAAGGAUGCUAGCGUAGCACAGAGGUCCACCGAUGUCUUCACUGCUAAGGUCAAGGUUGCUAACACCGGCCGCCGCACCGGUGCCACAGUCGUGCAGCUAUACGUUGGUAGGGCUGAGGAGUCUGCAGAUCAUCCCGUCAAGACGCUAGCGGCAUUCCAGAAGGUGACUGUGGAAGCCGGCAAGGAGCAAGAGGUCGAGCUUACGUUGGCUCUGAGGGACUUCGCUUACUUCGACGAAGCAUCGAGCGCAUUCAAGGUCGAUAGAGGUCGAUACAAGUUUUCUUUUGGUCAAUCCACUGCAAACAUCGAGAGCGUUGUAGAAUUAGACAUCGAAGGCAGCCGAGAGCUGAAGCUUUAGAUGUUGUCAGCACUAGCAUAUUAGAUACCUCGUAAUAGUUCAAUGGGCCACGCAUCGGAGUCUUAGAACCCUAUCAACG
Molecule: messenger RNA, 2977 nt
Organism: Aaosphaeria arxii CBS 175.79
Lineage: Eukaryota; Fungi; Ascomycota; Dothideomycetes; Pleosporales
Product: glycoside hydrolase family 3 protein
Exons: 5
Coding region: 373-2898 (841 amino acids)
Biological process (GO): glucan catabolic process
Molecular function (GO): beta-glucosidase activity
Source: RefSeq, a predicted model, not a curated record